AGGCUCUAGUCGAUGUCACAUUGAUCUGCGACGAACAAAAACUACGUGUUCACAAGCUGGUUUUAGCUUCGAAUAGUGUAUACUUCGAGAUCUGCUGAUGACUGAGCAGUAUCAUUAAGAUUUUGUUGAAUGAGCUUUAAGGAUCUCUUAUUCUCUAUUAUAAUUGUUUUUUUAUUGUUUAUCUAUAUAAUUAUUUAAUGAUAAAUGGAACUCCUUAAUUGUUUGUACUCGAUGAAGCAAGGGGUCCUAAUAAUGCAUACCACGAGAGAAAACUGUGUUUGACGUUUAUAGAAGAGGACGAUAAUUAUCACUAAAACCCGAAAAAAACAUGUAUACACAGAGAGUAACUAAUUUUUAUCAGCAAAAAUAUUACUGAGUUUGAGCAUUCACGAUUCUUUUCACCUGUUAUUACGUAAACAUGAUGAAAUUUCUUAUAAUACCCACUUCAAAAUCUGGAGGAAAAGUGUAUUUAUGGCAGAACGAUUUUGCAGGGAUAAUAUAAGAUUCGUAUAAAACUAAAGAAAGCCUUGCGUAUUCGGAAUUUCGUUAGUUCUUUACAAACAUUCGAAGAAACCAAGCUCGAAGGGCAUACUUUAUACAGUUUUCAAACACGACACAGCCGUUCUUUAGAAAGGUAUUAAAUAACUAACUCAUAUGAUCUAAGGGUAGAGUAUGUACGCUCGAGUGUCUCUAUUUUCCGAGAGUACGUUUAUCGUCUCAUUGUUCGUGUAUGCGACAAAUCUAUAUAGAGAAAUACAGAAUUGCUUGCAUGAUGUGAUUACCUCUUUUCGUGUACAAAUAAGCCGGAAAUCAAUAUCGCGCGAAAUAAUCUUCAUACGACAGUUUAAAAAGCACAUCGACGACUGAAUAUUAAUCCUUCAACUGCUCUCAGCGGCGCAAGUGCGUUCAUUCACCUGCAACUUGCUCGCUCUUGGUUCGGAGAGUGUCGAAAGCAUGCGAGGAAUAAUUCGAGUCGUGCGCGGUUGAAGGAUUAAAAUUAACGUCUAAAAUUACAUCUAUACAUUUACAUUUAGCUCUAUCUUUCUCUCUUUAUCUUUCUCUCUCGGUCUCUUUGUUAUUUCUUUGCGAUAUUCCCUUUUUUUCGUUGUCCCGCCAUAGGAAAUACUACAGCAAGACUUGGGGCAAGAGCCGAUUAUACUUUUAAAAGACUUGGACUUUGAAAUUCUGAAGGCCAUGGUCGAAUUCAUGUAUUGCGGAGAAACCACGGUGUCCCAUCAAUAUUUGUCGUCCCUGCUCGACGCGGCGAAAAUUUUCAAAGUGAAAGAACUGGUGUCCGUGAUCGACACGAUCGUCGGCACGAAAAGGAUCUUGGACAACCUCGAGACAACUUGCCUGAAGCAGCAGACGGGAGACGGCAGUUUCAAAGUCGCGAACAGCUCGCUCACGGAGAACGAUUACGUCCGUGUCAGAUGUGAUAAGCUGAGCAUGGAGAACGCAUCGCUCUGCGCCGCCGAUAACAGCAAUAACGACGUGUGUUCGAUCAAGGGUCAGUCUUUGGAGAGCGACGCGAUCGACGACACCGAGCACGAGUCCGAGCACACGUUGUACGAGGAGCCGGAGCUCUUCGACGUCGGGAGCGACAAAGUCGUCGCGGAGACGCCGUCGUUCUCGAUGCCCGAGAUCAGCGUCGACUGGCGAAGCGACGCGAACCAAGUACAAACUACGGGAUGCGCACGCGGCAAUAGAGACGCAAUUACUUACUGCAAUAAUAGUCACGACUUAAAACCUAUGCUCUACGAACAAUGCUGUGAUCUUUCCGAGGUAAGCGAUCAAACUACCACCACCUCCUCUUCCUCCUCCUGCUGCUCCACGUCUCGCCUCCCGCGGGUAGACGACGAGCACCGUCUCGAGAGCAGCGCGGACGUUCCUUUUAGCAAAGUAGGCAAAUGCGUCAAGGUUUACACGCACAAGCGGCGCAAGUCCGCCGACGAGAUGCGCCACAAGCUCGUACACACACAAUGCAACUUAGUGCCAACCCCGCCGCCCUCCACGGACUCGAUUGAUCUGCUGGACGAGCCGUCCGAUGUGCCGGUCACUCUGCUGACCUCCCUGGACAUGGAGAGCGACGAGUACAUCUUGAGCCUGAGCACGGAGAGCAUACAGUCCAUAGUAGGUAGUACGAUAAGCGACCAGCACACGGUGAUCGGUUGCAAGAAGUCGAACGCGAGGCCGGUCCUGAGACGGAGCACGCGGCUGAAUCAGCAGGAGAGCGAUGAGGUCGCGGCGACCGAGAAGCCGUUCAAGAAAGGCAGCUCCCCCAACCGGGCGGAACCCGGUUGCGCGAAAGCGAAACGCAAAGGCAGGGAGGAUCGCAAGGUGCCCGAUCAGCACGUCGAGCUGCAGUCCGCCGUGAAGAGGAGCUUGAAGAACAGGAGGAGCAGCUCGAAGCUGAUAGUGAGGAAGAGCGGCAAGGCGGUGGAGGAGUCGAGAACGACGAGCGGCGGAGUCAGGAGCGAGGAUGCCGAAGGAUACGCGAGGACGGUGUUUCGAAGCCCCGUCUCGCCGGUGAAGUUCGACACGAUCGGCGGCAUCGACCGCGCCCUCUGGGGCGAUCGGUCCGACAAGCUGAGCGAUGAGGAGAACAACGAGACGACGGACUCGCUCGUUUAUUCGCCCAACAACGCGAUCCCCUUCGCGGUCGGGUUGCUGCCGCUGCGCACCGCUUUGGAGAAGAUGCAGGCGACGCCGGAUUACCAGCCGCGCAAGACCCGCUCGUCGUUCGCUGCCCCGUCGUCGCGGCAGGACGCCAGCGCGCUCAAGCGAAAGGCGAACUGCGCCUUCCCGGACAUCGCGAGGAAGCAGCAGGGCAGCGUCGGCAACGCCGCCGAGAGCCCGAAGACCGUUUGCCAUAUACAGAUUAAAGCGGCGCCGUCGCAGGACGUGAAGAGCCGCAGGUCGCGCUUGCUCGGCGACGGCCGUCGCGAGCAGGCGAUUACGCAGGUUAGUUAGGAUAGGCUCGGGAUGUGAGGCGGUGCUCGCGAGACGGCCGCGGGACUUCUCGUGGGAGGAGGAGGACCUUGAUGAACCAGCUCUCUCUCUCUCUCUCUCUCGAGUCAAGUUGUCCCUUGGUAUUCGCGGAGGGAGGGAAAUGUGAGAGAUUCUCAAGAUUGAUCAUUUAUUUCGUCGCCGCAUGCAUGGAGUGUAUCAUUGUACUCGUCUCCUCGAGAUUCGCGCGCUGAGAAUGAUCUCUACAAUCGAUCGGGGGGGAGGGUGAACGCAUAGAACUACCUUCACGAUCGUGUUUUCGCAUAUAAGAAGGAAAUUCUCUCGCGCGCGCGCGCGGCUGUCUCGUCGUGGCUCGUGUAUAGAUAUAUAUAUUAUUGCGCAAUAUAAUAUACUUGGUGGGGAAAAAAAAAACACCGUGUGUUUCUCUUAACUCGUUCAUCAUGCGUACGUAAGUCUAUUUUUUAUAAUGUUAAUUUAACUGUAAUUUAGCUUGGAAUAUUAUUAUUGAAUCUGCAAUUUUGUAUAGGUGUAAGCAUUGUGCUUCAACGAAGUUUAAAGAAAACAUCAUGUCUUUUCUUUUCUUUUUUUUUUCUCUUUUCACUUCCUUUCUUUGUUCGUGUUCGCAAUCGUUUCGCAGCAAAUUACAGGUAGUGAUUGAGCGACGUUUUUGCACCGUUUACAUUAAGCCUAUCAUCAAAUUAACCCGUUAACCUGGUCAUUACUACCUGUGAAAAUGAUUGUGUUUGAACACGUGAGAAUGAAUACUUUAUAGUCCAUUAGCGACUUCUAUGUAAAAUAUAUGCCCGGAAUUAAUUUUAAGCAUUGUAAAGUGACACGCGCAAUAGAGGGAGAAAGAAAGAAUAAGGAUAAUGUUAUAUUUUUAUAAA
Messenger RNA from Dinoponera quadriceps, 3854 nucleotides. RefSeq lists its product as uncharacterized. The coding region runs from base 1195 to 2970 and encodes 591 amino acids. The record is from RefSeq and is a predicted model, not a curated record. The transcript has 4 exons. NCBI's taxonomy places the organism in Eukaryota, Metazoa, Arthropoda, Insecta, Hymenoptera, Formicidae. Gene Ontology annotation, molecular function: protein binding. Gene Ontology annotation, cellular component: nucleus. Gene Ontology annotation, biological process: regulation of transcription by RNA polymerase II.